CUUGAGACUUUUGAGUGACAGAUGACAGUCAUUGUCAAUUUAAAUAUUUACGUAUUUAUGUAAACAAGUAUGGCUGCACAGGGAGUUCGUGGUAUUUCGAGAGUUUUGGAAAAACUUGAGAAGUCUGUUAAGGAUGGCAAUUUUUACGAGGCACACCAGAUGUACAGAACUUUGUAUUUCAGAUAUUUAGGACAGAAAAAAUAUAAGGAUUUGAAAGAUAUGCUCUAUAGUGGUUCUUUAUUAUUUCUAGAUCAUGAACAGCAAUUAAGUGGAUCUGACCUGGGAUUAUUGUUAAUUGACGUUCUGGAAAAAUCAGAAGACUAUGAAUGUGAUACAUGGUCCCCUAAGCUCACCAAGAUAUUCAGCAAAAUAAAUUCUGCUACUCCUGAGAGAGAAACCUUUUUAGCACAUGCAAUACGCUGGUCAUCCAAAGGUUCAUCUCAUGGGCACCCUCUUUUGCAUCAGAGUGUAGCUGUCAUAUAUUGGGAAGAAAAAAAUUAUGGUCAAGCACGUCAUCAUUUCAUUUAUUCACAAGAUGGCAAAAGUUGUGCCAAGCUACUGAUAGAAUUCCAGAGGAUGCAGGGAUUCAAAGGGGAGGUGGACCUUUUUAUAGUCCAAGCUGUAUUACAGUAUUUGUGCCUGAAAAAUAAAAGCACAGCAAAUCAGACAUUUACUAGCUAUACAGAACAACAUCCUAGGAUAAGGAAAUCAGGGCCUCCAUAUUUGUUACCUCUGUUGAAUUUCUUGUGGUUUUUGCUGCAAGCUAUUGAAAGCCAGAAACUGCAAACGUUCGCAGUGCUGUGCGAGAAGUACGAACCGUCUCUGAAACGGGACCCCUGCUACCUCCAGUACCUCGACAAAAUCGGCCAGAUCUUCUUCGGGCUGAAGCCGCCGCAGCAGCAGCAGCGAGGUGGGUUCUUGGGCAGUUUUCUCGAGAACUUUCUCAACGGUCUGGACGAAGACAGCGACGACGAGAGGCCUCAGGCGUCCAUUUCCAGUGCCUCGAGUAGGAAACCCAUGGUGGAAAGUGCCGAUUUGGACUAAUACUUAAUGAAUUGAUCCGCC
Molecule: messenger RNA, 1065 nt
Organism: Phaedon cochleariae (mustard beetle)
Lineage: Eukaryota; Metazoa; Arthropoda; Insecta; Coleoptera; Chrysomelidae
Source: the annotation of a GenBank genome assembly